GAGAUGUCAGCGUCCGCGCACCGCCCACUCCUCUCGGCUCUGUUGUUGUUUUUGCUCAUCCAUCUGCAGCUCCAGCCUCAGUCCCACGUCCAGGCCGCUCCGGGCCGUUCGCAUGCAGCAGAAUGGUUCGGCGUCUCCCGGUUCUGUGGAGGGGAGCGACAGGGAGCGUCAGCCGCCCCUGUCCUUCAGCCAGCUGCCCAUCGCCACGACGACGCGAGUGAGACGCUUCAUCCAGGAGCGGCGGGCGCUGCCUCUGCCCAGAGUGAUGGUGGUGUUCUCGGCCGCGGGGGACACUGACAAACCGGGCAAUGCCAUGAUCAGCUCGGAGUCCCUUGAAGGCAGCGCUCGGAAGGCUCCCCCCUCGUCCCCGGGCCCGAACCUUAGUCUGACCAGGCCUCUCCGGUCGUCUCUGGGCGGACAGGAGCUGGAGUUCCCAGAGAUCUUGUCGCUUAAUGUGGGGGGCACGUACUUCACCACGCGCCUGUCUACACUGCAGCGCUAUGACGACACCAUGCUUGCUGCCAUGUUCAGCGGGCGCUACCACAUCCCCCAAGACUCAGAGGGACGCUACUUCAUCGACCGUGAUGGACACUACUUUGGGGAUGUCCUGAACUUCCUGCGAGAGGGGGAGCUUCCGCCCCGAGAGCGCGUCCGAGCGGUCCACAGGGAGGCUCAGUACUACUCCAUCGGGCCACUGCUGGAACAACUGGAGGACACCCAGCCUCUAACCGGGGAGAAGGUCCGACAGGCCUUCCUCGACCUGCUGCCCUACUAUAGAGACAACCUGGAGCGUAUCGUGGAGAUUGCCAAACUGCGAGCCAUGCAGAAGAAAGCACGUUUUGCCAAGCUGAAGAUCUGUGUGUACAAAGAGGAGAUGCCCAUCACACCAUAUGAGCGCCCUCUCUUCAACUCUCUGCGCUUCGAGCGCUCGGACAGUGAGGCUAAGCUGUUUGAGCACCACUGUGAGGUGGAUGUGUCCUUUGGGCCCUGGGAGGCUGUGGCAGAUGUCUAUGACCUGCUGCACUGUAUUGUGAGUGACCUGGCAGAGCGCGGCAUCUCUGCAGAGCAGCAGUGUAUUGGAGUGUGUGACAAACACCUCAUCAAUCAUUACUACUGCAAGAGACCCAUCUACGAAUUCAAGAUCACUUGGUGGUGACAGACUACACCCGUUUGUGCUAAGGACUAAGCCUGCAGCUCGAAUACAAUCCUAUGGAUGUGUAAUUCUCUACUUUAGCUUUAAGAAAUACUUUAUAUGGCUGUAGACAAUAAUCGCACAUCAAAGUGCUGUCCCGUAGAACAUUUAACCCACUCUAGGCCACAUGUCAUUUCAGUCUGUGAUGGUUUUGUAAAAACUAACCAUUGUUUAACCAAUGCUGCAGCUCAGGGGCCCCAUAUAAAGCUUGUGUAAGCUUCACACCAGGUCACAGUUGCUGUAUAGAACUUUCUGCUCCCAGUUUGCUUCUCAGAUUUGCAAUGAUGUCCACAGCAAAGCUUCCAUAUGAAACCUACUUUUCAACGUGCACAAGCUACAUGUAACCCAUCCAUGGAACUAUGAGAUGUUGUCUCAAACAGAAUGUUUUGUAAGCGCAUUCUCUCUCCAGAGGGACACUGCACUAAUCACAACAGAACCUUGACUGUUUUAUGUUAUAAUAUAGAUGAUAGAUGUUAUUUAUUUAAUAUUGUCUUGCAUAAAUGUUUUUUAUACCC
Molecule: messenger RNA, 1707 nt
Organism: Periophthalmus magnuspinnatus
Lineage: Eukaryota; Metazoa; Chordata; Actinopteri; Gobiiformes; Gobiidae
Gene: kctd7
Product: potassium channel tetramerization domain containing 7
Exons: 4
Coding region: 113-1156 (347 amino acids)
Biological process (GO): protein homooligomerization
Molecular function (GO): protein binding
Source: RefSeq, a predicted model, not a curated record